AACAUAAAACAAAGUUCAAUUAGCAAAAAAACCCAGAUUAAUAAAAAUACAACACAAGAUGCAUUAAACUAUCCAUUAUCUGAAAAUGAUCCUGAAUCAAGUUUCCUAUUAGAUGCUGAAAAUGACAAUGAUAAAGAGCUUGUAUAUGAAAUAAAAGAUCUUAAAGAACUUGUAGCUAUGAAUUUUUUAAAUUGUGAAGAGAGUAAGUAUAUUAAAUUUUUAGUUAUUAUCAAAUUAAAUAAUAAAUUUAUCGAAAAAGCUUUAUCAAAUGAAAGGGAUUAA
Messenger RNA from Racocetra fulgida, 282 nucleotides. Lineage: Eukaryota; Fungi; Glomeromycota; Glomeromycetes; Diversisporales; Gigasporaceae. The record is from the annotation of a GenBank genome assembly.